AUGUGGCAGAGUUACAGCUCCACCUACAGGUCUGAUUCUAACUUCACCAACAACAAUGAGCUGAGGAUCGCGAUGGUGGGGAAGACUGGAGUCGGGAAGAGCGCCACAGGAAACACUAUUCUUGGUCGCAAUUGCUUUAAAUCCAAGUUCAGUGCCAAGUCCAUGACGGUGGACUGUUCCAAAGGCAAAGCCACAGUGUCUGGUCAGCAGGUGGCGGUCAUUGACACUCCAGGCCUGUUUGACACCAGGUUCGGCGUGGACAAAACCACCAAGGACAUUUGCCAGUGCAUCUCUUAUGCUUCUCCUGGACCACACAUCUUCCUGGUGGUCAUCAGGCUGGGCAGAUACACUGAGGAGGAGCAGCAGACGGUGCAAAGGAUCCAAGAAAUCUUCGGCCAGGCUGCAGACAAAUACAGCAUGGUUCUCUUUACAGGAGAAGACCUUCUGGAAGGUUCCACUAUUAAAGAGUUCCUGGCUGAAAGCCCAGAGCUGCAGGAACUGGUGUCCAGAUGUAACAAGCAGUAUCACGUCUUCGACAACAAGAACAAAGAUCCCUCUCAGGUCCAGGAGCUGCUGCAGAAGAUCAGAAACGUGGUGCAGAAGAACGGAGGAAGCCACUACACCAACGAGAUGUUCCAGGAGGCUGAGAGGGCCAUCGAGGAGAAGAAGAGACGCAUCCUGGAGGAGAAAGAGGAGAAAAUACGCAAAGAAAAAGAAGAGAUGGAGAGGAAGCUGCAGGAGGAAGAGCUGAAGGAGAAACUGGACAACAUCCAGAAAAAGCAUGAAGACGAAGCCAGAGAGGAGUCAGAAAGCUCCUGUUGUCAAAUCAUGUGA
Messenger RNA from Salarias fasciatus (jewelled blenny), 834 nucleotides. RefSeq names its product GTPase IMAP family member 7-like. The transcript has 4 exons. Bases 1 to 834 code for a protein of 277 amino acids. Gene Ontology annotation, molecular function: GTP binding. NCBI's taxonomy places the organism in Eukaryota, Metazoa, Chordata, Actinopteri, Blenniiformes, Blenniidae. The record is from RefSeq and is a predicted model, not a curated record.